AUGAAUAAAUCAUUGAGCUCAGAUUAUGGAGCGCGGUUUGUACUCGGUGAGUACACUGCCGCCUAUGAAACAGCCAUUCGCAGCAACACUGUGCUUGAUGUAGGUUACGAUCCUAUUUCCCGUCCCAAUUCUACCACAGAGGUCAAAGUCGGCAUCGGCAUCCUAGCUAUCGAUCAACUGGAUCUUCUAAACCAGAUGUUCACAGUCGCUGGUUGGAUGGUGCUGGAAUGGAGGGACGAGAGACUGAAAUGGACCCCGGCAGCAGGGAAUGGGAACAUAAAGAGCGUUUUCUCAACGAGCGAUAUUAUAUGGAAACCGGAAUUAGUCAUAGACAAUGCGUUAGAUGACCUAGGCGUGAUAACGGCAGACAAUCUCAACCUUAGAUAUGAUUUUGAAGGAAAUGUGGAGUGGGAACCACCGGUACUUUUCAACGUCCAUUGUCAGGUUGACGUGACGUUCUACCCGUACGACCAACAUAAGUGCGCCAUAGUUGUGAUCGGAUGGGGCUACACGGUUGAAGAAGUGGAUCUAGCAUUCCUCUCCCAGGCUAUCAACACCGAUGACCUCGAAGCACACGGCGAAUGGAUUGUCAAGAAGACGGAGACCGUGAAAGCUGUGUUAGACGAAACCCUGGAAGACGGGACUAAACGCCAAUUUCCAAAACUUGAGUUCUGGAUAAGCGUCAAGCGGCGACACGAGUAUUACAACCUCAACGUCAUCAUGCCUGUAGUAGUGACGUCACUACUGAUCGCACUGACGUUCAUCGUUCCGUUCGAAUCAGGCGAAAAGCUCUCGUACAUUCUCACGGUGUUUCUGUCCCUAGCCGUGCUCCUCACUAUCACUUCGGACGCACUCCCGCCAACUUCAAUCACGGUUUCCAAUCUAGCUAUGUACCUCGGGGUCGUGACGGUCAUGGCGGCGGUAGGGAUGCUAAUAACAGUCCUGCUGCUGAUGGUCUACCACAACGAGGAUGCUAUCAGCGAGUCGACAUCCAUGUCAAGUAAAUGCAUUUUGAUGAUCGCCAGCAUCGCCGCUACGUUCAUCCGCUCGUUCAAAAAACACCUAAUAGGGCGCCGGGCCACAUCAAAAGUGGUAAAAGUGAUGCCCGUAAAUGGCCAUGAAAAUGCGGCCGAGAAAAAGCGCGUGAAAAGCGCGGAAUCAGGCAAAGAGCGCGAUGACGACGAAGAUGCAAACGUAACCUGGCAGGAUGUGGCUAUAAUUCUUGACAGAUUCGUCUUUAUUAUUUUCCUAGCAGUGUCUGUCGCCAUAAACUUUGGGUUUUUGAUAGGACUCGUUGUUGGUGGAAACACGACUGCUCUAUGAUGACGUCACAACACGAACGAUAACAUCACGUAUCACAUGAAGUUAUGUUCAUUACCAUGAACUAUACUCUUUAAUAUCUAUAUAUUUUUAUAAUUUAUAUUGAAGAGAGAUUAGACGGAGUAUUAUUUGAAUGAAAAGGGUUGGCAGUUUGUAUGAACUCAAAAGUUCUAACAUUAUUCUCCAGCGAAAACAUAGAGAAUACUAGG
Dreissena polymorpha is the source of this 1529-nucleotide messenger RNA. RefSeq names its product neuronal acetylcholine receptor subunit alpha-2-like. Gene Ontology annotation, molecular function: extracellular ligand-gated monoatomic ion channel activity; transmembrane signaling receptor activity; neurotransmitter receptor activity. Lineage: Eukaryota; Metazoa; Mollusca; Bivalvia; Myida; Dreissenidae. Gene Ontology annotation, biological process: chemical synaptic transmission; nervous system process; monoatomic ion transmembrane transport. Gene Ontology annotation, cellular component: membrane; synapse; neuron projection. The record is from RefSeq and is a predicted model, not a curated record. The coding region runs from base 1 to 1323 and encodes 440 amino acids. The transcript is spliced from 9 exons.